This is a messenger RNA of Talaromyces proteolyticus, 1157 nucleotides long. RefSeq lists its product as uncharacterized. The record is from RefSeq and is a predicted model, not a curated record. Gene Ontology annotation, biological process: regulation of DNA-templated transcription. Lineage: Eukaryota; Fungi; Ascomycota; Eurotiomycetes; Eurotiales; Trichocomaceae. The coding region runs from base 107 to 1096 and encodes 329 amino acids. The transcript is spliced from 5 exons. Gene Ontology annotation, molecular function: zinc ion binding; DNA-binding transcription factor activity, RNA polymerase II-specific.
ACUAAGUAAUGGUUGCCCCCUUUUUGGUAUAGUCGUUGAAGUUUGACAUCUCUUCUCCAUCGAUAUACCUAAUAUCCUCUUAUGUAUCAUUGGCAAGGAAAGUAAAAUGGACCCGAGACGCACCUGUUCACAAUGCGGACGGACGUUUAGCCGUCGAGAGCAUUGUGCCCGACACAUGCUUAUACAUGGAAAUACACGACCAUAUACCUGUGAGUUCUGCGACUAUAGCUUUCAGCGCCAUGAUGCUAUGCUCCGACACAAAGAAAAGUUUUGUACGAAUCGACCAGGCGCGCAAGCUCGCAGUACAGCAGCUCGUCAGCCAAGUGAAAAGCCAAAAUCGCGAGUGCGAGUCGCUUGUCAACAAUGCCAUUCGAAGAAAUUGAAAUGUAAUGGCGCAGACCCUUGCCAGAACUGUGCGCGGAAACAGGUCGAUUGUGUUUACUUUAGGGAGCAAAAUGAUAUGCAUGUGAUGACUUUAUCUUCUCGCCCGGGAAGAGAGGCUGCGAAUCAGUCCGAGUCUUCGUCGUUUCUCCAACAGCCGAAUCUAUUUGAUGGGUUGAAUGAACAAUAUAACCUUCACGAUUCAACGGAACUGGAAACCCCAUUUAUGGAGUUUGAUAGUAACCUGAUGCUAUUCGAUACAGACUCUUUUUUAUGGACAAAUCCCUAUUUCUUUAUUGACCCUAUGGAUUCUGACGUGGUAGGAGCUGGAGGUGAACAUAGAAAUGACGUUAUAACUAACCCCAACAAUAUAAUGGCAUCAUUUGAGAAUUUCAUGAGAUUUAUCGACCCCAGCGAGGUACUCAAGCUUGAUGCACAAGUGAAUCGUUAUCUACAAACCCCUCAUAUUUCCCGCCCUUACGACCUCAACUUACUAAAUAUUUUACUCACCAUUUUUAUGAAACACAUUUCUCCUAUGUUUCGAUCAUUCGAUGGAUUUCACAUUGACUCCAACACUCUACCGGAACAAAUUAUUGGAGCAUCGGCUAUCGGUGCCCUCUUCACGUCAGUACCGGGAAAUAUGAAGGUUGCGAGAAUGCUAUAUGCAGAUUGCAGUCGAAUGGUGAAUAGUUAUGUAAGUCGAUCACUUGGAUGAAGUGCAUUUUGCAUCGAACAGUUUGUUAGUAACAUAUUUUUGUCAUCCAGCUCUGUGGUCA